Nerophis lumbriciformis (worm pipefish) is the source of this 2837-nucleotide messenger RNA. Its product is annotated as DENN domain-containing protein 2A-like. Gene Ontology annotation, cellular component: actin cytoskeleton. NCBI's taxonomy places the organism in Eukaryota, Metazoa, Chordata, Actinopteri, Syngnathiformes, Syngnathidae. Gene Ontology annotation, biological process: retrograde transport, endosome to Golgi. The record is from RefSeq and is a predicted model, not a curated record.
CAAGGAUCGAGAUGGAAAUAUCCUCUUCAUAAACUCAGGAUGAAUUAAUUUAAUGCUUGCCCUCUUUCACACAGAAAAGCAUGGAGAGUGUGCACCAGCAAGGGAAGCGGCGUCCUCAAAGAAGAUAAGGACAGAAGAUAAGGGGCACCAAACGCGUCUUUACGUCUUCGGAUGGCUCACAGGAGGCUGACCCUUGAACCUUGCGGCAAUGAGAAUGGGCUCUCUGUGGCCAACAAGGUCCCCAGAUCCAUCGGAGGCAACAUUAAGGACAAGAUUUCUCUUUGGGAGGGAAAAGAACCGUCAAAGACGACAGAAAAGCAGAGUGAGGACCAUACAGAAAACGGCGGAAGAGUGGUUAAAGAAACUGUCAGGAAAUGUGUAGCGAGAGAGAGAUUAGAAAUAAAUAAUACAGGCAGUGAGGAACUGAAGGAAAGUGUGGAGCAUCUCAGGGAUUCAAGGCCGUGUUCGCCCAAUGACAACCAGGGGAAGAAAGCGGUCUUCACUCUUUUUAAGAAGCUGGACGCCAUGGGUGACGGGAAAACUCCCCCAGAGCUGGGGAACUACUUCAGCCCUCCGAGAAAAGGCCAGCAAGCAAGACGGAAAGACCUGAGGGAGUCUUCUGGAAAACCAGAAGGACAGCAGCAGGAGAACGUGUAUACAGAGCCCGUUAACCCAGUCCCUAAACCGGAACGCACCUUCCAGCAUCCGGUCCUUAGGAAGCAGAGGAACUUACCACCGCUGCCCAAAUCAUCCUCAAAACGUCCACCAGGCGCCAACAACAACAACAACAACAGGAAACCACUUGAGUGUGAGGAGGUCCUAAGUUCAAAUAGUCGCCCUGUGCCACAGACUCAGGAGCAUCACUAUGAAGACAUCCUGGAGAGCCCAUAUGAAGACAUCGAGUUGGAGAGUCAGUGCUCCCAGCAGUCGCUGCCGUCCUCUCCUGGCGCAGACACAAGCAAGGUUUCAAGACCGGGCUUCUUUAGACAGAAUUCCGGUCGGAGCUUCAAACUGCUGGAUCUGCGUCGGGCCACCCAGCAGACCCAUGGUAGCGGCGGUGUUCCAUCUCCACUCCAGCUCAGCCCAACGUCCGCCCCACCCGAGCCUGGACCUUGGCUGUCCGGGGAGUCCUACAGCCGUUCGUGCCGUAGGACACCAACAGUGGUACUGAGGAUCAACAGCAUCUUUGAGGCUCGGAUUGGGAAGAAACACCUCAGGAGGAUUUAUCAAUAUGCUGAGACGAGCUCAGGGAGAGUAACCGAUGAAAACAGCGACUCGGAGAGCGAGUUUGAAGAGCGAGCCAAAGCCCAUCGCCAGCGUCUGGUCUCAGUCCAGUCCAUCCUGAGUCGGCCAAGCCACACCCAGGUCCAGUACAACGCCGGGAGAGGCUUGCUGGAUAAGAACCACCGCCAGCUCUUUGAGUACUUCCUGGUCGUGUCGCUGCAAAGGUCAAAAGCGGGCGGCCAUUAUGUGCCGCAGGUCACGCAGCAGUUCCCCCUAAAGUUGGAGCGAAACAUCAAAUUUAUGAAGGAGACGGAAGAUCAACUAAGGAUUAUUCCCAAAUUUUGCUUCCCAGAUGUCAAAGACUGGGAGCCCGUGGAGAGCUAUACAAGUGAAAUGUUCUCCUUUGUAUUGACCGGAGUGGAUGGCAGCAGACGCUUUGGAUACUGCAGACGUUUACUGCCUAGUGGGAAAGGAAAGCGUCUGCCAGAGGUCUACUGCAUUGUUAGUCGUCUUGGCUGUUUCAACCUGUUCUCUAAGGUAUUGGCUGAAGUGGAGAGGCGCAGAGCUCUGUCUCCUGCUCUGGUGCAGCCGUUUAUGCGAGCCAUCAUGGAGGCCCAAUGUCCGGCUCCGGGCAGAACCAUCACCAUCAAAACUUUUCUCCCUGGCUGCGGCACUGAGGUGAUGGAGCUGUGCCGACCGUCUGACUCCCACUUGGAGCAUGUGGACUUUGAGUGUCUCUUCUCCUGCCUAAGUCUGAGACUGCUUCUCAGGGUUUUUGGUUCCUUGCUACUGGAGCGCAGGGUCAUCUUUACUGCUGACAAACUAAGUACCCUGUCUCAGUGCUGCCAUGCCGUGGUGGCGCUCCUCUACCCUUUCGCAUGGCAGCACACCUACAUCCCCGUGCUCCCUUCCGCCAUGCUCGACAUCGUGUGCACCCCCACCCCUUUCAUCGUGGGCCUUCUCUCCCCGUCCUUGCCGCGGCUCACUGAUCUACCCCUGGAGGAGGUUCUGGUUGUGGAUCUCAUGAAAAGUCGGAUUGUAAAACAGCUGGAUGAUGAAGACUGCAUCCUGCCACCUAAACUUCAAUCUGCUCUGGAGAAUGUUCUGGAGAUGAGACGAGAGCUUGCCAACGGCCAUCUUAGCACCCUUGUGUCCGAAGCCUUUGUGCGCUUCUUCGUGGAACUGGUAGGCCACUAUCCUCUCUUCUUCUUCGAGGACGACGCCUCCUCCUUCCGAGGGUCCCCCGUCCCUUUCUCCUUCCAGCGGGAGGCCUUCCAGAAGGCUGUGCCCUCAAAGACAGUGCGGCGUUUCCUGGAGGUCUUCAUGGAGACGCAGAUGUUUGGAUGGUUCAUACAGGAAAGGGAGGUCCAAGGGCCCAUCCUACGAGGGCUUUUUGAAGUAAGGGUGCAGGAGUAUCUAGACACCAUCCAUGAGAGUGAACACAGAAGGAUUAACCGCUUUCUCAAAGGCUUGGGGAACAGAAUGAAGUUUUUGUCCAAGAAAUAAAGAAUGGAGCCAACGCUGGCUGUAUUAUGGACGCACGUUGGCAUUAUUGCACUGAAAAUUAAACCAUCAAAAGUGUUGCUAUUUAAGAAAAUGAAUCAUACGUGUUG